UGCUGAGAAAGGGGAGGGGGAAAAAAACAUUGCUGUUUUUAUUAUUAUUAUUAUUUUUAUUUCGUGAUGAGCAUUUUACCACAAUUUAAACUGUACGUUUUUAUGCAUGCACGAUCUAUGAUCCUUCCGAAUCAUUUUAGAGGCUUCUCAGAAUGCUGAUGGGGAUUUGACUGUUUUGCAGCAUCAAAUGCAUGAUUUUGUCGGCUCUCGUCGGGCAUCUGGUUGACUUCCAAGCACCUUCAUCAAUCUGAGCAGUAGGAAGUCACCAUGCUGACCACUAUCACAGAAGGAAUACUUUGCUGCCUAACUGGAAAGGCCGCUCGUCUUGUUUUGCCGUUGGAGUCCACGGUGCCUUCCGAUGGUUUUGAGUUUGUGGAGGUGAAACCCGGACGAGUCCUGCGAGUGCGUCACAUCAUCCCCGAGCGUCAGCCUGUCGAAAGCGACGAUCACAUCGCGGCCCAGGAGCAGAAAGACGCUGAUCACGACGUGCCUAAAAAUGACACCGACACGGGCAGCGGUGUCCACUGCAAGAGGAAGAUCACGGUGUAUCGCAACGGCCAGCUGGUGAUUGAGAAUCUUGGCGAUGUUUUGCACUCUGAGAUUCUUCAGUGUCAGGAUGGCGAUCUGGAGCCGUGCAGUACCGUCGAGGUGGAGCUGGCUGACUACAAAGAAUUGGCCUCUUCUCCGGAUCCCAACCCCGUGCCCCCUCCUGUUCUUCCUCCACCUGGUGAGCAAAAGCCCGCCCCGCCUCCUCGCCGCCGACGCCGGAAGCCCAAGCGCACCGUGCUGAUCGACUCCAAGAGGGUGAUCUCAAGCUGCAAGGGGACGCAUUCGGAUGUGGCGCUGUUCUUUGUGCACGGUGUCGGAGGCUCGUUGGACAUAUGGAGCAGCCAACUGGACUUCUUCUCGAGGCUGGGCUAUGAGGUUAUCGCGCCGGAUCUGGCGGGGCACGGAGCCAGCACGGCCCCACAGAUUGCAGCGGCGUAUACUUUUUACGCCCUGGCGGAGGACCUGCGCGCCAUCUUCAAGAGAUAUGCUCGUAAACGCAACAUUCUAAUUGGCCACUCUUAUGGGGUGUCGUUCUGCACAUUCCUGGCCCACGAAUAUCCUGACCUGGUCCACAAAGUGGUUAUGAUCAAUGGAGGUGGUCCCACCGCCUUGGAGCCCAGCCUCUGUUCCAUCUUCCAACUGCCGUCGUGCGUCCUCCAUUGUCUCUCCCCAUGCUUGGCCUGGAGUUUCCUCAAAGCUGGAUUUGCCCAUCAGGGUGCCAAAGAGAAGCAGCUGUUGAAACAGGGCAACGCCUUCAACGUGUCUCCAUUCGUACUGCGCGCCAUGAUGAGCGGCCAAUACUGGCCUGAGGGCGAUGAGGUCUACCAUGCUGAGCUCACAGUACCCAUCCUUCUGGUUCACGGCAUGUGUGACAAGUUUGUACCGAUGGAUGAAGACCAACGCAUGGCAGAGAUCCUCCUAUUUGCUUUCCUAAAAGUCAUCGAGGAAGGAAGUCACAUGGUAAUGAUGGAGUGUCCCGACACUGUCAACACCCUCCUUCACGAGUUCUUUCUAUGGGAGCCCGAUGUGUCCAAAAAAGUCUGCAGCAAGACAGACAGCGAGAAGUGCGUCGCAUUCAGUGACGCUCUCCACACGCUGAGAAUCAGCAAGACCGCAGACAAAUAACCGACAAGGAUUCGGGGGCGGGGGGUUCUUGUCAAGAAAUUAGGCAGACGGCCCUUUUUGUGGCUGUUGUCAAGAUGUUCUUCAGGCUGAUUCUGGGCUGAGAGCUGUUACAUAAAAAGGCCACGUCUCAAGGAUGAGGGCGGCCGCUGGUGCUCGAAGAUAAAGCUGGAAUACUGGCACACAGCCAAGCCAGGGAACAAUGGAUGGGCAUAAAAGAUGAGAGGAACUGAUGCAAAUACAAAGUCGUGCGUUUUUAUUUCGUCCUAUUUUUAUGCGCACAACUGGAGGUCAUGAAAGGGGGUGUGGUGUUUCUCGGAAAACAACGACAACGCGGGAAGUGUGUGAAUUUCCUUGCCUGCGUCUUUUAUAUUUGUGUAAAACGCUGCAGAUGCGAAUAUUUACACGUUCAAAAUUGGUCCAGUGGAAAUCCUGGAUGGACGGUUGUGGGACGCCAUAGAAAUUAUGCAAAGUUUCCCGAUAGUACGGACAUGCUGUAUAUUCAAUCUCAUAUACUGCACAUUGUAUUCUAUUUUUGACGAAGGUUCAACGAGCUGUUGCUGUUUAAAUUGGUCUCAUUUCCACAGAUUAUCCACAAAUCGCUGUCGGAUGGAAACCUUUGUCUAAAUUUGGUCAGAUUCAUAUUUUUGCAGAAAUGGAUACUCUUGGUCAGCCCCACAUGGGUCUGCUAUUUUUACAAGUUAACUAGUGUUCAAAAACAGGCGCGCUCUCUUGAACAAUACAAGUCAAAGAAAUAUGCAGGAAAAAAUGAUGGUUUUACGAGGAUUCCGCCCGGCAACCAAAAGACUGUGUGUCUAUAUGUUAUCGACCACAUAAUUGCAUGAAUAUCUAGAACAUGCUGUAUAUAAAGAAUAUAAGCAAAUGAAUUUCUUCAUUAUUUUAUAUUAUACAAUAUCCAAAGGAAAGUGUUGAGGCAUUUGUGUGUCUUACCCUGUGCAUUUUUCUGUCUCUCUCUGUAUCUGCAAUGAGAUAAUAUGUUGUUAAAUUCACUCCAUGUUUUUUCGUCAAGUGGUUGCAUGAAAAAAAAUCAUUUGGAUCCCGAUAUUUUUUUUUUACAGAGACGAUACAACUACUUAAAUUAAAUGAAUUUAGCACACCAAUAUUUUUUCAGUUUAUACAGCGAUGUCUUGAGAGCCAAGUGACCUGACUUAAGAGUGUUUCAAGAUACAAGCCGCCUUUUGGACGAUUUGCGGUGGCGCUGAACUUAAUUCAUUUAGCAUCAAGUAUCAAUUUGGCAGAUAGUAUACAAUUCGUCAAGAAAGAGACCUCAUGCCACUUAUUGCCACUCCCUGUUGAAUUCUACUGUCAAACUAAACGUAAAACAAAGAGUAUUACACUUAGUGCAUUUAACAAUCACAUAAACCGGAUAGCUUAAUGCUAACCUAUAAUGGGAAAUGCCAUAAAUGGGCUAACAAAAUGCAAUUAAGUGGCGGGUAUAUAACACUUUGCAUCAUGGAUACUUAAACUCAAAUGCUGCAUGCACACAUUUAAACAGGCAACAACAAUGACAUAUAUAACAAUAGUCACGGGCACACAUUCUUUAUCAUCUGCAAAACACGACUCAUGCAACUGGCAUUUACAGAAAGAAUGAAACUGUUAUUCCUUUGUGUCUGCGCGACUGUAUUUCAUUGCCCCUGGUGGCCGAACCGCACCUGCAGAAAGAGUUGUGAUGAUUUAGCAAAGCGCCAGAAACUGUCAUUCUUGAAAUUUGACUAAAUACUGUGAUUAUAAUUUGCUCUUAUAAAGUAAAAUGUUGCUACAUACAUUGCUAUUUUCCCUCAUGAAAAAACACGUUACAAAGAUGACUCGAGAUUCGAGCAUGGUCACGGAACAAAUGAAAUUCGUCUCUCAAGGCAUCACUGUGCUUCGGAAUUUCAUUCUGAAAUUCUACAAGCUGCUCUCAACACAAUCAUUUGCAAUCGUAACCACUCAUAUUUUUUUGCGGACUCAUGCAAACUCCCGUCCGCCCGCUUGAUGGCGAGAAGAAAGAAUGAGCUCAGCCUUUCGCUCACUCCGAGACAUUCAUUUAUGGGUGUUGACUUGUCUCAUAGUGGGACAGUAAAGUACAAGUUAAAGCACAGUCCCUUUUAUGAUCUCUGUUGACAGUGGGUUAUCACGGAUGGUGAAAUGGUGGUUUUGAAACUGGUUGUACAGUGCUUCAAAUCAAAUAGGAGUCAAGCAAAACAAAUUUGGCUUCUUUCGGAAAGAGGGAUUCGCAAUAUGCCAGUCUGUUAUACAGUACGGUGCAUUUGGAAACACAGUGGAUGCUACAAGAAUAGUUUUAUGCAACUUGAGCAAAGUGGAAAUGAGAGGAACUGAAAUGGAUGCCAAUACGUAUUAUUUAAUCCCUAAGGACCCCCCCCCCCUCUUCCAAACCAACAAUGCUACUGAUGUAAUGUCGUGUGCAAAAAGGCUAUUAUGAUGUUAAGGGUGAUUAAAACCAUAUGGACUACAGGGUGCACAUGUACUUCCUCCCCUGCUACAUGCGUGCAUACUCAUUGUCAGUGAUUCAGUGUGCUAUAUCUUCUUGUGAUUAACAAAAUGUGCUCAUGUUAUUAUUGCAUUUAUUCAUGGGGAUCAUAAGAUAUGCACUGCUUGAAUUUGGAUGCAUAUAACAACAUAUGCUGUAGUCAGUUCACACUGUUGGAGUCACACUGUAUGAAUGUGCCUUUUAUGGCAUGAAAUAAAACUGAUGUUCACAGUC
Hippocampus zosterae (dwarf seahorse) is the source of this 4396-nucleotide messenger RNA. Its product is annotated as protein ABHD8-like. NCBI's taxonomy places the organism in Eukaryota, Metazoa, Chordata, Actinopteri, Syngnathiformes, Syngnathidae. Bases 268 to 1674 code for a protein of 468 amino acids. Gene Ontology annotation, molecular function: catalytic activity. The transcript is spliced from 5 exons. The record is from RefSeq and is a predicted model, not a curated record.